This is a messenger RNA of Sparassis crispa, 1284 nucleotides long. Its product is annotated as PLC-like phosphodiesterase. The record is from RefSeq and is a predicted model, not a curated record. Gene Ontology annotation, biological process: lipid metabolic process. Lineage: Eukaryota; Fungi; Basidiomycota; Agaricomycetes; Polyporales; Sparassidaceae. Gene Ontology annotation, molecular function: phosphoric diester hydrolase activity. The transcript is spliced from 11 exons. The coding region runs from base 1 to 1284 and encodes 427 amino acids.
AUGAAACGUGGGGUCGCCAGCGCACCACAUCCUGGAACGUUCCCAGCUCGCAGAAGGGAAUUUACAUCGUGGCUGACGCAGGCGUUCGCUUUUCUGGUCUGUCUGGCCGGAGCAAUCCUGUCUCUACCUCCUCCCCCGCCAGCCAUGUUCUCGUCGUUUGGCAUCCUCGCUAAUUACUUCAAUUACGCACUGCUGGCUCUCGCGUCCCCCACACCAGUCGAGAUUCCUUUGGUUGCGCCUGCGAGGGAAGGACACCGGCGUUUUUUUGACAUCCAGGCGCACCGUGGCGGCAGAGGAAACACAAUCGAGAACACCCUGCCCAGUUUCGCGUGGGGUCUCAUUGAUGGCGCCGCCACGUUAGAGUUAGACAACGGGAUCACGAAGGAUGGGGUCGUCGUCGUGUGGCACGACGAGAACAUCACACCGGAGAAAUGCGUCGACACCUCGCCCGUCUUUUCGGGCGAUCCUGACUUUCCUUAUGUGGGGAAGUUUAUUGCCAACCUUACUCUGGCCCAGCUGAAGACCCUGGACUGCGGGUCGAAGCGGCAAGACGGCUACCCGAUGCAGCUGACGUAUCCCGGGACACGGAUAUCUACGUUGCAAGAGGUGUUCGACUUUGCGGAGUGUGCGGAUCCGGCGCACCAGAUUUUGUGGAACAUAGAAUCGAAGAUCAACGCCCAGCACCCGAACCGUACAUUAGGCGUUGACGACUAUGUGACCAAGCAGAAUGCAAUAUUUUCUACCAGCCCUUAUUCCUCAUCGAUCACGUACCAAAGCUUUGAUUGGCGCACACUCGUUGCUAUGAAGGCUGUCAACCCAUACAUAGUCACGUCUGCCCUCAUAGACGACGAGACUGCGAGUAUGUCAGAUAACAGCACUACACCGUGGCUGGCGGGGCUUCGGUUAGAUUCGUUCCCAGGGCCCACGUUCGGUGCCCAGGUCGCGCAGGCUGCACACUUAAUUGGGGCCGACAUCCUCUCCCCUGGGGCUAAGUCGCAGGACUCUCCUGUACCGGAUCCUAUGAUGGAUGGAUACCAGACUUUCACGACGCGAGGCAUGAUUGAGGAGAGCCACAAGCUCGGAAUGGAAGUCAAAGUGUGGACGGUAAACCGCAUGAAUAUUGCUGAGCAGAUGUUGGAGUGGAAGGUGGACGGUAUUAUAUCUGAUUAUCCUAAUGUUGUGCGGCGUUUAAUCAAGCAGCGCGGCUUGCCGUCUGCUCCCAAAUACCCCAAGCAGAGAGUGCUUACAUGUUUAGAGGAACAUCUGGUGAAGCAGCAGUUGUGA